AUGACACCCACCACCAGGCAGCUCAAAAAGGCUGCCCGUAUCAUCCUUGUCGGAGCCCCAGGCGUCGGAAAGGGAACGCAGACGGAGAGACUUCUCGCCAGGUUUCCCGAGCUGGCUUCGAUUAGCUCCGGAGAUCUUUUGCGUGAAAAUGUUCGAAACAAAACACCCUUGGGUCUCAAGGCAGAAGCUACGAUGCAAUCCGGAAAUCUUGUCCCCGAUUCGAUGAUCCUUGACCUUAUCUCUUCCGAGUUCAGAUCAAAGGGCUGGACGACUGCCUCGUCGCCGUCCUCGAUAUCCUCCUCGGCCUCUUUUAUUCUCGACGGCUUCCCUCGCACCGCUACCCAGGCGACGAGCCUUGACUCCCUUGUCCCCGUGAACUUUGUCGUCCAGCUCGUCACGCCACCAUCGGUCAUUCUCUCGCGGAUAGCGUCUCGCUGGAUCCACGAGCCAUCUGGCCGAGUAUAUAACAUUGGGUUCAAUACACCCAAGGUGGCUGGCAAGGACGAUAUCACCGGAGAGAAACUGACACAGAGAGAAGACGACUCGGUAGAGACAUGGACUCAACGCCUUCGCAAGUUCGAAGAGACCAGCAAGGCUUUGCUCGAUCAUUACCAGCGCAAGGGCUGUCUAUGGCGCGUUGAGGGCGACACCAGCGAUGAAAUCAGUCCGAAGCUGUUCGCGGAGAUCGAGCGAAAGUUCUGCUAG
Molecule: messenger RNA, 705 nt
Organism: Aspergillus melleus
Lineage: Eukaryota; Fungi; Ascomycota; Eurotiomycetes; Eurotiales; Aspergillaceae
Gene: ADK2
Product: adenylate kinase ADK2
Exons: 2
Coding region: 1-705 (234 amino acids)
Biological process (GO): nucleobase-containing compound metabolic process
Cellular component (GO): cytoplasm; mitochondrion
Molecular function (GO): ATP binding; AMP kinase activity
Source: RefSeq, a predicted model, not a curated record